Molecule: messenger RNA, 4658 nt
Organism: Osmia bicornis bicornis
Lineage: Eukaryota; Metazoa; Arthropoda; Insecta; Hymenoptera; Megachilidae
Gene: Ret
Product: proto-oncogene tyrosine-protein kinase receptor Ret
Exons: 19
Coding region: 429-4001 (1190 amino acids)
Biological process (GO): positive regulation of kinase activity; cell surface receptor protein tyrosine kinase signaling pathway; protein phosphorylation
Cellular component (GO): signaling receptor complex; axon
Molecular function (GO): ATP binding; transmembrane receptor protein tyrosine kinase activity
Source: RefSeq, a predicted model, not a curated record
GCGAUUGCCUCGAGGUAGUCAGUUACGCUUGGAGCGUCUUAGCGUCGCGACGCCUCCAAUUCUAUCUUUCAACGACAUUUCCGCUAUUCCGCUAAUCGAUUACGAUUGCCUUCAUAUCGAAACGAUACGCCGACGUUUUUAACACGUUAAGAAGAAAAUUGCUCUGUCGACAUGUGGAUUCGUCGUUUAUUUUCCAUGGAAAGAAAAGAGCGGCGUUUCGCGCGUUUUUCUUCGACUCGUUAAAGAGCGCAACGCGAAAGGAAAACUCGAAUGAGGAGCCACGGGAAGAGGAGAACCGAUUCUCGACGAGCCACUGAACGUACGGAAAAUUAAAUUGAGGAUGAGAUUACGUUGACAUCUAGGAUUAGGUUGGCGGUUCCGUCGUGCGAACAAUCGUUAGAAUCGAUCGACCAACCUCGACCACGACGAUGUUGUUUCUUUUGCUGUUGUUAUUACCAUUAGGCACACCUGCCUCCGACGUUUAUUUUCCACAGUCGGAUUUGGCCGUGAGACUGCCGUAUUUUCCGCGAGACGACGGUAAAUUUUCGUGGAAUUUGAAGCUGCUCGAAUUGAGAACGCUUCGAAAAGACUCGACGGAACCGAAAGGUUCCAUAGCCAGCUAUAGAAUUACCGUGCCACGGGAGCCAACCGUUUCGAUAGAUUCCGAGACGAAUAACUUGUUGCUGCACGGUUUUUCAAAAAAAACAGGUGGAUCCGAAAACGAGACGAUCGUAGUGCUGGCGAAGGAAAAUGCCAGCAGCGAGGCCGCUUUGGAGAUAAAGCUGAAACCGAUUCGUUUGGAGGGCAAGCAAAUUAAUUGCACGGAUUAUGUUCAGGAUAUGUGCUUCUGGUACGAAUGUAGGUACAGAAUUUACGAGAAUCAACCGAUCACGAUGAUCGGCACGUUCGGACCGAAUAUUUACAGCGACGUUUGUCCUGGCUUUCACGUGACCGGCUACAAAUUGUUAAACGGAACAGAGUACUUUCAAGCGACGAACAACACGUUAGUGGCGAACGCGUUUCUCGACAGGGACGUGGUGGGUCCACCCGGAGGUCCGGGCCCGCGGAUCACUCUUCAAGUGCAGUGUAUCGUCUGGGAGGAAACCACAGGCAUACAGUACGCCCCUAUCAGCCUCCUGCACGUAGACAUUUUGGAUCAGGACGACAAUCCUCCUAUGGCGCAAGGAAACGAUUCCAUCGCGAUUACGCUUCGAGAUUUUACCACGGGUGACAAGCUGGUGGACGACAACAACUUGAUACUGAAAGACGCGGACGAGAAAAGCAGUAAUAGUUACACCGUUCGCAUACUAGGCGAUGCACACGAUGCUCUAAACGUCACGUACAACACUCUGCCGAUCGAGCCUUCCAACGGUGUUCCUUACACUGCCAUAUUAACAAGAAUUUCCGCGAAAACCACGCUCCUACCAAAGUCUCCUUACAGGGUGACGCUUCAAGUGAAGGACGAAUCCCUGAUUCCAGGAUACGGAGAGAAUACGUUGAACAUCUCGUUGACGUUCUACGGACCGGAACACCGAACAACCACUACCACGGUGUCAUCCGUACCUUUCAACAGACAGCAAUUCUCGUAUCCUUCGAGCGCCAAAGUUGCUCGAUUCGCCUCGAAAUAUUCACGAAUAGCGAAACCGACCAGCGAACCGCAUCCCUUCACCAAUUUCACCGCUGAGGGAUCGAAUGCGUUCGCUGUCACUCCGAAAGGAGGCAUCGUCUACGUGGCUAACGAGAAUCUACUUAAAACGGAUCCAUCGAAUUUCGUGCUGAAGAUCAAAUGGACCGAGAAGGAUAGGUUCGUCGGUUCCAAGUCGAUUAAAAUCAGUCUAAUAACAGUGCCAGUUACGGAAACGAGCGUAUGCAAUCAGACUCGUUUGCAUUCAUGUGCGAACGCGGAAAAGCCGCAGGACUGCGAAUCCAGUUGCGGUGUCGCCACCGGAUUAUACAGUAAAGGCAGUUAUUCCGGGCAAUGCGUGUGGAGAUGGAACAAGAGAUCGAACCAAGUCUCGAUGAUGUCGGAUCACUAUCCCACCUGCUCUCCCGAUUUGACUUACUGUCCCGACAACCAAUGCGACGAGCUCGAACGAUUGGAUCCUCGCAUUUGCCCGCAAGAUUGUACCGUCGAAUCGGACGUACACUUUGCCGACAUGAACAAAGGUGGCCGUGGAAUAAAGAGCGGUUUGGGAACGUGCUCGUGUAACGACGAGCUGCAGUGUACCUGCAACGUAGAUCGCAUGCCGAACGAUAACCCUGGUAAAGGGACUAAUAACAAGGAUGAUAAGGACGCUAAACCGCGCUAUCAAGAUAACGUACUUGGUGCGAGAAAAGCAUCCAGCGGACCAUGCGGACCCAUUUGUAUGCUAGGCGUAAUCGCAGGCAGUUUCUUUUUGUUGCUAGCGAUUGUCGGUUCUUUCGUCAGCUCGAGAUACAGAAUGGCCGCAAAAGAAGCGCGAAGAGAAGGUAAACGGAGGGUUGAACGCGAUUCGAACGGAGUUGGUAUAAUAUUACCCUCUUCCGACUACAUCGACCGAGGAGAUGGCUUGCUCGUAGGUUUGGACACUUUCACCGCGGCCAAUCGUCAUCUUCUUCCCAAGACGAGUCCGCCGGACCCGAAAUGGGAAUUCCCACGAUCGCGAUUAAGCAUCGAACAAGUGUUGGGCGAAGGAGAAUUCGGCCGCGUGUUGCGGGCGAAAGCCAUCGACAUCGCAGGAAUAGCCGGCCCUACCACUGUUGCGGUAAAAACGCUCAAGGAGAACGCUUGCGCUUCCGAAUUGGCGGAUUUACUCUCCGAAUAUCAAUUACUGAAAGAAGCUCAGCAUCCGAACGUGAUCAGACUGUUGGGAGCUUGCACUACUCCCGGGGCUCCGGUCUAUCUCAUCAUCGAAUUCGCGGAAUUCGGCUCGUUGAGGAAUUACUUGAGACGUAGCCGACACUUGGAAUCCGAAGGGAGGAUCGCCGCCGGUUGUCCCUCCUUGUCGAUACUCGACACCGAGUCGACGGCGACCUACACGGUCACUCCUCGCGAUAUUCUUUCGUUCGCUUGGCAGAUCAGCAAAGGCAUGACCUAUCUCGCCGAUAUUAAGUUGGUUCACAGAGAUCUAGCUGCCAGAAACGUGCUGCUAGCGGCGGAGAAGGUUUGCAAAAUUUCCGAUUUUGGUCUAACUCGAGACGUGUACGAGGAUGACGCGUACCUAAAGCGCAGCAAAGGCCGAGUACCCGUUAAAUGGAUGGCACCUGAAUCGCUGGCCGACCACGUCUACACCAGCAAGUCGGACGUAUGGAGUUUCGGGGUUCUUCUUUGGGAAUUAGUCACGUUGGGCGCGUCUCCUUAUCCUGGCGUGGACGUGCACAAUCUGUACAACCUGCUGAAAGCAGGAUAUCGUAUGGAGAGGCCAGCGAAUUGUUCGCAACAAUUGUACAAAUUGAUGGUAUCGUGCUGGCACCAAGAACCUGGUAUGAGGCCAUCCUUCAAAGAGCUUACAAGUCAGUGGGAGAAAAUGCUGGAGGAUAGCGUCGAAUAUUUGGACUUGAAUCCCAGGACCGUUCACAAUCAGGCAUACUUUGUUUCUCUUCACGCCUUGGACAGUCCGAGCAGCUCUGGCAACGAUGCCAUAGAUGGAAUCGAUGGCAUCGAUAAAAACGCCUUGAGAACUGACAUCAACUAUUUGGAGAAACCAUCCUGCGAUACCGUGACCAAAUGCGACAAGAUAGACAAACUUCGUACCCUCUGGCACGAGCCUAUAGCGUCCUUUCCCGAGGAACCCGUCAAACUCUUGUACGCGAAUGAUCAACAAGCCAGUAAUCAUUACGAGAGUCCGAUCAAAAUAAGAAACACUAGCGUUACCAGCAAUAGCGAAAAUGACUUGGUCACGCCGAUAAACGAACAACGACAAUCCUAUAUCGACAUGAAAGGAAAGAGAUCCGCGGAAGCUGAAGAUCUUCUCGUGUUUUCCGGUACAAACGACAACGAUCACGAAACUGAUACCAAAUGAGAAGCAAUUUCUCACUCGAAGGGAUAGAUAGUUCCUACGUUUCGUCAUUUACACGAAUACACGAGGACUCGUUUCAGCUGGUAGGAGCAUGACGAGAGAAUGGCUUCCCAUUGACAAAUCUUAAUCAAUAAGCUCGUUUACAUUUUGACCGUUGACUAGAUUCUACUUUUAUUUGAUUAUGUCUUGCGCAAUAAGCUUGCAAACAUCUCUUUAGAAGAAAAACAUAAUUCAACUUGCAUUGUUAAACAUUUAAGCUUCCGAUUAAACUUUUUCCUUGAAUAGGCUUCCGGCUUGUACGCGUGCACGAAAUAAAGAUUUGACAAUCGAAUGCACCACCAGGCAAGCGAGAAUUCAAAUAUUCGACUUCCGGUCGAUGUAACUCACAUCCAGAAAAGACUGCGUUUCGUACCUCAACGAAUAAAUUCGUCCUCUUUGUAUUUAUGUAAAAAAAAGCACAGCAUUCCACUGAGUUAGUUGAUUACCAUAAAUUACGCGAGCGUUCAAGUAAAAUUUGUUUUUUUUUUUUUUUUGUUUUUCUUUUUCCAUACAAUCUUUGGCACAAACACAUACUGUAAAUGUAACUAUUGUCAUCGUGUUUAUACAUAUAUAGAGGGCGUGUGCACACGCACACGCACACGCUAAAAUGUUUCGUUUUAG